Messenger RNA from Arabidopsis lyrata subsp. lyrata, 1285 nucleotides. Its product is annotated as probable long-chain-alcohol O-fatty-acyltransferase 1. NCBI's taxonomy places the organism in Eukaryota, Viridiplantae, Streptophyta, Magnoliopsida, Brassicales, Brassicaceae. The coding region runs from base 78 to 1118 and encodes 346 amino acids. Gene Ontology annotation, biological process: lipid metabolic process. The transcript has a single exon. The record is from RefSeq and is a predicted model, not a curated record.
UUGUGGUAAUUCUUUAAUACAGGACCACGUCAAAGUCUGCUGCUUCCACAGAAUUAGCAAACCGACAGAUCUGAGAUAUGGAAGAAAAGUUUAGAAACUUAAUCGAGGUAUGGAUCUCUGCUCUAAUCUCUCUAUCUUACUGUUAUUACAUAUCAUCUAAACUCUCCAAAGGUGUUCUUCGUCUCCUCUCUAUUCUUCCAAUCUGCAUUCUGUUUUUUGUUCUUCCUCUGUUCCUCUCUUGUGUGCACUGUUGCGCCAUUUCAGCUCUUUUUCUCUCAUGGCUUGCAAACUUCAAACUUCUUCUCUUUGCCUUUGAUGAAGGACCUUUGUUCCCACUUCCCCCAAAACUCUCCCGUUUCAUCUGCUUCGCUUGUUUGCCCAUCAAAAUCAGACAUAACCCUUCUCCAAAUGCGAUCACAAAUCUUCAUCUUCGUAAGCAUGAACCUAUGCCUAAAUGGGUUUUGGCUGUCAAAAUUUUGGUCUUGGGCGUCUUGUUACAUGUCUAUGAAUACAGGGAUGGUUUGCCUCGGUUCGUUGUCUUGGCUCUCUAUUGUCUCCAUAUAUACCUUGAGGUAGAACUUGUCUUGGUGUUUGUUGGGGCUGUGGUAUCUACUCUUCUUGGGUGUAACAUCGAGCCAGUGUUCAAUGAGCCCUACCUAGCUACCUCUCUACAGGACUUCUGGAGCCGCAGAUGGAACCUCAUGGUUUCAGCUGUCCUGCGCUCAACCGUCCACAUUCCCGUUCAGCGUUUUUUCAAACGCUUGCUCAGUCCAAACGGGGCUAUGUUUGCUGGGGUCAUGGCCUCGUUCUUUGUCUCGGGCUUGAUGCAUGAGCUGCUCUACUUUUACAUGAUCCGUAAGCCGCCAACUUGGGAAGUCACUUGUUUCUUUGUGUUGCAUGGUGCUGCCACUGCCACUGAGAUAGGGGUGAAGAGAACACAAUGGUGGAGGCCACCGCACCGGGCUGUCUCCGGUCUUGCAGCUCUGACGUUUGUGAGUGUGACGGGCGUUUGGCUAUUCCUCCCUCAAGUGCUGAGAAACAAUGUCCAUGAGAAAGCGAUUAGUGAAUGUUUAUUGGUUCUUCACCUUGUCAAACGCAAGUUAUUCACUUCGUCAUGAUUUUUUAUUAAAGGCCAAGAGCAGUAGCAGAGCAACCAAACUUAUUACUUUAUUAGUGUCUCUUCAUUGUGUGAAAACGUAUAUAGAAGUGUGAGACACGUUCGGUGGUGUGAGACAUUCAUUACAUGGAACUAAAUUGAAUCAAGCGCAACAAUUUUUUUAUAAAA